Spea bombifrons (plains spadefoot toad) is the source of this 927-nucleotide messenger RNA. RefSeq names its product carbohydrate sulfotransferase 9-like. The record is from RefSeq and is a predicted model, not a curated record. Gene Ontology annotation, biological process: carbohydrate biosynthetic process; proteoglycan biosynthetic process. Gene Ontology annotation, molecular function: sulfotransferase activity. Gene Ontology annotation, cellular component: membrane. Lineage: Eukaryota; Metazoa; Chordata; Amphibia; Anura; Pelobatidae.
UUGUGUGUCAUACAAACUACAGAAGGCUCACAAAAAGCCUUUCAUUCUGUGUGUCUCUUCUUGUAUUCUCAUGGGAUUCGUUUUCUAUAUGCCAAGGUGCCAUUCUCCUGUCUAUGAUCGUUCUUUGCGUAAAUUAAGCGCGAGAUGCGUUUGCCAGCAACACAAGCUUUUCGAUCCGUCCUACAGAGUUCCGCCUUUCGUGGCCAGACAGUUGUUUGUGGAGCACACGCACAGGUUUAUCUACUGCGAGGUGCCUAAAGUCGGCUGCACGAACUGGAAGAGGAUCAUCCUCCUCUUAAACAAGACUCUCGGAGCCACGCUCAACGAUCUCGAACACAACUCCGUGCACACUCAUCCUCUCCUGACCAAGCUGAGCGCUUACUCUCCGACGGAGCAGGCGGAGCUGCUGAAUAAUUACACCAAGGUGAUGUUUGCGCGGGAUCCGUUACAGCGGCUGGUUUCCGCCUACAGAGACAAGUUCCUACACGAGGACGAGGAGUAUUACUACGACACGGUGGCCAAGAUCAUCAAGAGAUCGAUCGGGAGGUCGGAAAAUUCCAGGAAAGAUCACUUUGCACGGUUCGUCGUUCAGGAAAACCCGCUUUAUAGAGAUACCCAUUGGAAGCCGAUGUAUGAGCUCUGUGACCCGUGCAACAUCCGUUACGACAUCGUGGGCAAGUUUGAAACCAUGAAGCGGGAUUCAGAUUUUGUCUUGAAAACAAUAAAAGCCCCGAAGAACUUAGCAUACCCUAAUAUUAAGCAUUAUGCCAACGAAACCAGAACCAGCAAAGAAAUAAGCCAAGAGUACCUAAAAACUUUACCCAGAAAGCUAUUUUCCAGUUUGAGAGACGUAUACGACGUUGACUUCUCUAUGUUUGAGUAUAACCCUAUGGAUCUACACCUCUAGGACAUCCAUCUGCAACGCCA